Parnassius apollo (apollo) is the source of this 306-nucleotide messenger RNA. NCBI's taxonomy places the organism in Eukaryota, Metazoa, Arthropoda, Insecta, Lepidoptera, Papilionidae. The record is from the annotation of a GenBank genome assembly.
AUGAAUAAAUUACUUGUAAUUAUUUUGGCGAUCUGUCUAGCACAGGCUCACGCUUAUGUAAAACGCGAUGUGGAACCUACAAAGAAUAAAUUAUCUUUAGAAAGCAUUAAAAAGCAAAUACAGGAUAUUUCGAAGAUAAUUAGUAGCAAAUUAUCCGACACUUUAAAUGCUGACCAGAUAAAGAAUAAUUUUAACAAAGUCUUUGAUAAUCUCGGUAACGCGUUACAUUUGGAAAGGAAGGUUGAAAAUCCCACUCUAGAAGCAACAACACACGAGGAGGUAUUCAAAUUGAUGCAUACGUUAUAA